UGCGUUUUACUUAAAAAGUCCAAAAUCAUCGCUAUAUCUGUAACGCCGGUCGAUUCUGCCGGGGAUCGGAGAAUAGAAAAACCCGGGAUCAAAGCUUUAAGUAUGGUGAGAUUGAGCAGAGUGCUGCUAAAAGACGCCGGAAACGUAAUCGACAAGACCCUCUCCGAGAUUCUGGUGUGCCCUCUCUCUAAGCAACCUUUGAGGUUCUGCGAGAAGACGAAAUCACUUGUAAGCGAUACUAUUGGUGUCUCUUUUCCUAUCAAAGAUGGGAUUCCAUUCUUGGUUCCAAAGGAUGGAAAAAUACUUGAGGAGGAAUGUGAGGCAUCAAAAGCUUAAUGACUUUUGCUUUUUCACCAAAAGUAAUAUAAAAUGAUCAGCGUGAAAGGUAAACAACUUGUAUCUCCAGCGACUUCACAAUGGUUCUUUCUGUCUUCACAUCUUAGGCUUGCGAGCUCUUAUAAGUUUUAAGUUUUGAUGGGAAACAUUAAUGUAAGCAAUUGAAAGACAAUAAAGGUGUAGUUUCAGGCGAAUGUAACUACCUUUGAUUCAAAUGUUGCUUGAAGUCUAGGAUUCUUAUUGACUGGAAUGAAAGUAAAAGUAUUGGAUGCCUAUUUGAGGGGCUCUAA
This is a messenger RNA of Capsella rubella, 626 nucleotides long. Its product is annotated as UPF0434 protein Mmar10_2939. NCBI's taxonomy places the organism in Eukaryota, Viridiplantae, Streptophyta, Magnoliopsida, Brassicales, Brassicaceae. Bases 103 to 336 code for a protein of 77 amino acids. The record is from RefSeq and is a predicted model, not a curated record. The transcript has 3 exons.